UGGUGAACAAUUUUUUUAUGUUGUCGAAAAUGCAAAAACUAUGUUUUUCUUAUACACUUAUAUUGUUUCUAAAACAUCAAAUUUGAUGUUACUAUUGAAGGGUUUGGAGAUUUUCAUUAAUGGCAUCAACAGCAUGUUUUGUCAACAAGAAUGCAUUCCCUAUGAAAGUGGUGACUCCUAUCUCUCAUUCAUAUCCUGAACCUCUUGCAAAAUAUGAUGAUGUUGUGGCAAAUCCAAAGCUUUUCAUGGUUACUUUGGAGAAGCUUCAUGCUUCUAUGGGCACCAAGUUCAUGAUUCCUAUUAUCGGAGGAAAAGAGCUCGAUUUGUGUCAACUCUUUGUUGAAGUUACUUCUCGGGGAGGGAUUGAGAAGCUUAUGAAAGAGAGAAGAUGGAAAGAAGUAACAGCAGCUUUUAACUUUCCAUCAACAGCUACAAAUGCUUCCUUUGUUCUCAGAAAAUACUAUUCUUCGUUACUUUAUCACUACGAACAAAUCUAUUAUUUUAGAGCCAGUCGUUGGACGCCUGCACCUUCUGAUUCUUUGCUGAAUCAAUCAACCAUGUCAAUUCCUCCUUCAAUAACACAGUUUUUGCAACCUUCUCCAGUAACACAAUCAGUUAUAUUUCAAAAAUCAGGACUUAUCAAUGCUCCUGAGUUGCCUCAAGUAUCUUAUGCAGGUUCUUCACUUCCUGGAGUUAUUGAUGGAAAGUUUGAAAAUGGAUAUCUAGUUUCGGUUUCGAUAGGUUCAGAAACACUCAAAGGCGUGCUUUAUGAGUCUCCGAAAAGCAUUAUGAUGAAUAAUAACAGCGUUGCCUCUACUGCAUUGGGUGUUCAUCGCCGCAGGAGGAGGAGGAAGAAGUCGGAGAUAAAGAGGAGAGAUCCGGCUCAUCCAAAACCUAACCGAAGCGGUUACAAUUUCUUCUUCGCGGAGCAACAUGCGAGAUUGAAGCUACUAAACCAAACCAUGGACAAGGAUAUUAGUAGAAUGAUUGGUGAAUUAUGGAACAAUUUGAAGGACUCGGAAAAAACAGUUUAUCAAGAGAAGGCUAUUAAGGAUAAAGAGAGAUACAAAGCAGAAAUGGAGGAUUAUCGGGAUAAAUUAAAGACGAACAUUGUGAUCGAUGACGCGGUGCCAUUGCAACAACAAUUUUCGGAAGCGAAUUCAUCAUUGGUGGAUGUUGACAUAAAAAUGCAUGAUUCAUUUCAGACUCCUGAAGAGAGUAGUUCUGGUGAAAGUGAUUAUGUUGGUGAUGAUAUCAACAUGGAUGGUUCUUCGGGCGGAGCGAGAGUCGAUUCGGAAGCAUUUUUGGAUUCAGAGAAGGUUUGUAAGGAUGGAGUUGUGGAAGUUGUUAGUCGUUGUGAGGGAGAAAAUGCUGGAAGAGUUCAAGUUCAACAGAAUCAAAACAUGUUAGCAUUACUUUAGUGUAGUUUCAUGUUGAAGUUUCAUUGUUUCAAUGCUUUUAGAUUAAUAGAGUAGUAGUGUAGCUGAGUCUUAGAUAUAAGUUUGUUAUAAGUUUGUUAUGCUGUUGUGCUGACGUGGCAUAUUCUGUUAUGCCACUGCUCAUCUAUAUAAGAGCUUCUGUAAUCUUCUAUUUUCAUCAAUGAAUAUAAUAUUCUUCUUCCUCAUUAUGACUCUCACUAGAUUUCUAUCAUGGUAUCAGAGCUUCUCUCUUGAUCCAGAAUUUUUUUUCCUUCCUCCAUGGCAUCACCGUUUCGCAACGACGGUGCCUUCC
Lathyrus oleraceus (garden pea) is the source of this 1731-nucleotide messenger RNA. RefSeq names its product high mobility group B protein 15. Lineage: Eukaryota; Viridiplantae; Streptophyta; Magnoliopsida; Fabales; Fabaceae. The record is from RefSeq and is a predicted model, not a curated record. Gene Ontology annotation, molecular function: DNA binding. The transcript has 6 exons. The coding region runs from base 120 to 1421 and encodes 433 amino acids.